Messenger RNA from Heterocephalus glaber (naked mole-rat), 4236 nucleotides. The record is from RefSeq and is a predicted model, not a curated record. NCBI's taxonomy places the organism in Eukaryota, Metazoa, Chordata, Mammalia, Rodentia, Bathyergidae.
GCGGCGGCGCGAGCGGCUGCGCCCUGGGUGGCUCCGGGCCGUGAUCGCUCCGACUUCCCGCGCAGACCUGGCCGGACGGGACCGGCGGCGCGGACGGCGCCGGAGGAUGCGGCCGUGGCCCCGGGAGGCGGCAACGCGAGGCCUGGCUCUGCAGGUCCACAGUUAAGCAGCAGAGGCCCUGGAGGGCUUGACGCUGUCCCAGUGAUGGCGGAGAAGCGGCCCCUGGGGCCCCUGGGGCCCCUGAUGUAUGGCAAGUUGCCCCGCCUGGAAGCUGACUCAGGGCCUGGACACAGCCUGCCCCCUACUGCUGGCAGCCAGGACCCCUGCAGCUACAAAGGGGCCUACUUCUCCUGCCCCAUGGGGAGCACCCCCAAGGCAGGGCCAGAGCGGCUGGCAUCGUGGACCCCAUACCCACCCCUGUACCCUACCAGCAUGGCAGGACCCCCACUUCGGGCAGACAGCCUGCUGGCCAACUGCCUGCUCUAUCGGCCACCGGCAGAAGGCUCUGAGAAGAUGCAGGACUCAGGCCCUGGGGAGCUCCUACCUUUCAGCCCCCCGGCUCACCCAUACCCAGGCCCACCACUGGCAGCGCCCAAGCCCAUCUACCGCAGCCCCCUGUGCUAUGGGCUGCCCACUUGCCUGGGCGAGGGGCCAGCGAAGAGGCCUCUGGAUGUUGACUGGACCUUGGUGCCCGGGUCCCUGUUGCCAUCAGCUGACCCUCCCUGUUCUCUGGCCCCUGCUCCUGGCAAGGGCCAGUCCCUGGAUGGUACCUUCUUGUGCGGAGUGCCAGCUGGAGGACCUGGCAAAGACACCUCGCUAGGCUUCUCCCCAUGCCAAUCAUUCUUGGACAAAUAUCGGGCAGUCCACAACACAGGUUUCCUGGCCCCCAAGUACACAGCUCCUUACUCCGGGGACCCCAAACAGCCAGUAUCAGAAGGGCCUUCCAGUCCAUGGGCCCAGCCUCUGGGGCCACCCUUCCAAGAGACAGUGCCCACCCAUUACCCACUGCCACCCCCUCCACAGGCCCUGCCCUGCUCCUCAGCUUGUCGUCACCCAGAGAAGCAGGGUGGCUACAGCUCCGUACUCCCACUGCAGCCCCUGGGAGCCCACAAGAGGACCAGGUACCAGGCUGGUGGGCUGGGCAGCUCCUACCCGAGGCAGCAGGCAGCCCAAACCCCCUAUAUGCCCUCCUCGGGGCUGGAUACUUACUCCUACCCUUCUGCCCCCAUCCCAGCCCCUUCACCAGGCCUCAAGGUGGAGCCCCCUCUUGCCCCUCAGUGCCCACUGGACUUCGCCCCCCAGACUCUGGGUUUUCCGUAUGUCCGAGAUGACCUGUCUCUCUAUGGCGCAUCCCCAGGACUGGGAAGUGUACCACCUCCCCAGAACAGUGCACAUCCUGUGCCACAGCCCAGUGCCUUCCAGCGGGUGUGCCAGCCUCUGCCAGCUAGCCGGAUGUGCUCCGACCCUGUGAGGCCUGCAGAGAAGCCAGCACAGGAAGCUGAGGAGAAGACGUGGCUGCCCAGCUGCAGGAAAGAGCAGCCCCAGCCCCGGUGUGAGGAGCACCUCGGGCCCAUUGUUAUCCGGGACAGCCCCAUUCCCCAGACCUCACCAGCACUGCACACAUGUACCCAGGAGCACCAGCCUCACCCACAGAAGGAGAGUGCCAGGCCGCCCAGCUCUCCGCCAAUGCCCAUCAUUGACAACGUCUUCAGCCUGGCCCCCUAUCGUGACUACUUGGAUGCGCAGACCCCUGAGGCCACACCUGAGCCGGUGGAAGCCAUAGCUGAGCUGGCCGAGGGCACAGCCACCAGCAAGAGCCAAGAUGAGGGCUGUAGGGGGCCCUUGCCUGCCACAGAGGGGUCCUCAGGGCUGCACUGCUCUCUCCACGAGGAAGUUGCCCUGGACUUGAGUGUGAAGAAGUCCCUGGCAGAGACUGCCCCUGUCAAGUCCCCCGGUCCUGCAGUGCAGCCCAACCCUGCUGCACCUAUGGAUGGGACAGCGGUGGGGACCACAGUGUCAGGUUUGCCAGCCCUGAAGAAGAUGGUCACGGAAGUACCCAGGACACCAGUGACCAUGGAGGCCAUGCCAAGGAGCAGCUUCCUAGGAGCACCUGAGAUGCCAGCGACCAUAGAGGCCACGCCGAGGACUAGCUUCCAUAGCUCUGUGGCCUUCAUGUUCCGGAAGUUCAAGAUGCUCCGCCCAGCACCCUUGCCUGCAGCCAUGGACCCGUCCACACCCACCCCACCUCCAGCCCCCCCCCAGCCCACUGUGUCCACCCCAUCCCCUGUACCCAUGGGGCUGCAGCUUCUUACCCAGCCCUUGCCAGUGGCCUGCUUCAACUUGGCCCUGCCCAGUCCCCCAGCCUCCACCCCCAUCCCCACUCCAUCCCCUGCCCCUGUCCCUCCCCUGCCCCCUGCCUCCCCAGCCCCAGCCCCAGCCCCAGCCCCAGCCCCAGCCCCAGCCCCAGCCCCAGCCCCAGCCCCAGCCCCAGCCCCAGCCCCAGCCCCAGCCCCUGCCCCAGUCCCGGUUUCCACAGGGGCCCCAGCAGACUCUACAGAGCAGCACUUUACAGGGCUGCACACAUCCCUGUGUGAUGCCAUCUCGGGAUCUGUGGCCCACUCUCCACCUGAGAAGCUACGUGAAUGGCUGGACAUGGCUGGGCCAUGGGGCCGGGCCGCAUGGCAGGACUGCCAAGUUGUACAGGGGCUGCUGGCCAGGCUGCUGUCCCAGCUGCAGAAGUUCGUGUGCACACAGCAGUGUCCCUUCCCCCAUGUGGUACGGGCAGGUGCCAUCUUCGUGCCCAUCCACCUGGUGAAGGAGCGGCUCUUCCCGAGGCUGCCGCCCACCUCAGUAGACCAUGUGCUGCAGGAGCACCGGGUGGAGCUUCGCCCCACUACACUGUCAGAGGAGCGCGCGCUGCGGGAGCGCGCCUUGCAGGGCUGCACCUCACGCAUGCUGAAGCUGCUGGCCCUGCGCCAGCUGCCUGACAUCUACCCUGACUUGCUGGGCCUGCAGUGGCGCGACUGCAUCCGCCGCCAGCUGGGUGACCUCGGUACCAAGGCUGGAACUGUGUCCCUUUCAGAGUCCGUGGUGGCCAGAGAUGAGCCAGAGAGCCCAGCCCUGGCUCCGAAGUCGCCAGUCCUCAAGGUCAGGAGACCUGGGAGGAAGCCACCAGGAAGCCCUGGCCCAGAGAAGACAGAGGCACCUGCUGAGGGAGCAUCGAAGGGUCCCUCCCCUGCCCCUGCUGCUAGUGCCAGCCCACCAGGCCCCACCCUGAGGGCCCGCUUCCGUACUCUGCUGGAAGCCGCUUGGCUCAAUGGCCUGGCACUGCCCACAUGGGGCCACAAGACUUCGGGACCUGACCGGCCCCCACCCUGCCCACAGCUGCUGGGCAGCCAGAGCCAUCCCCUGUAGCGCUGGUCGAGAGUGCUGUUGCGAUGGCCACCUGUCCUAUGAGCAUCCUCAACCCUCACUGGGCCACCAGCUGGGCUGUGAGCUCUGAGGUUCUGACCUGAAGGUCUUUACUGGGAAGGACUUCUUGUUCCUCUUUCCUGGAGAAGGCCUGGCUGCUGCGUCCCUCCCUGGUGACCUGGGCAGAAACUCCACCUCUGUCCAGCCCCCAUUUCCUAUUUGUAAAAUAGGACAGCACAGCCUACCUCGCAGGGUUGUUGGGUGGCAUGGCACCCAUGUGAUGGGGUCUCUUCCCCUGGCCCAGGACAAGUAGGAGGCAGAGGUGGCAGAACCUCCUUGGAGAAAGUCCCUGUGUCUCCAGACUUGGCUGUCCUUAAGUGGCACCUUGUACAGUGUAGAUGACUUCAUGCUUUUCCCCAGCACUGCAGCAGGGUCACAGCUCAGCCUGGUGCCAGCUUCUCUCUGGGCCUGCUGCCCCAUAUCCGGGAGACCCCAGGCCAAUCCCCAAUUGACUGACUUCCUGAGCUGCCUCCCCCACCUCAGGCCUUGUCCCAGGAAUGUUGUUUUUUGGAAUCUGCCAAGUAGCUGCAGGGACUCAAGGACCAGAGCAGACAGGCUGAGUGGCAGCUGAGUCUCAAGAUCUGGACUGAGGACCCUGGUCCUCCCUGUCACAGCAUUGUCAACCAGGUCUGCUGUGGGCCACCGCCCUGCAGGUGCUGCUCUGAGCUGCGGGCUGGCAGACUGGGCCCUUUUGCCUUAUUUAAGGGUUUGGGGUGCACCUGAGGGCUGGGUUAUUAAAGCAUUUGAGUGGUUUUGGAGCUGGGA